Molecule: messenger RNA, 1891 nt
Organism: Lutra lutra (Eurasian river otter)
Lineage: Eukaryota; Metazoa; Chordata; Mammalia; Carnivora; Mustelidae
Gene: ARK2C
Product: arkadia (RNF111) C-terminal like ring finger ubiquitin ligase 2C
Exons: 8
Coding region: 257-1300 (347 amino acids)
Biological process (GO): motor neuron axon guidance; positive regulation of BMP signaling pathway
Molecular function (GO): zinc ion binding; ubiquitin protein ligase activity
Source: RefSeq, a predicted model, not a curated record
CGCGCCUUUGUGUGGCGGCAGCUGCGGCCCCAGCGCCUUUGAAUGUCGAGAGGGGCCGGGAAGGGAGCCUUUCCAUGGGCCAUCUGUCUCCCCGCCAGCCGCCGCCCCACCGCCGCCCGCGCCCCGCGCUCCGCCUCCCGCCCCGGCGGCUCCCGCAGCCCCGCCGCCGCCCGCGUCCGCGCCCCGGAGCCGCGCCACAAAGGGCCCGCGCGCAGCCGCCGCCGCCGCCGCCGCCGCCGCCGCGCGAGGAGCCAGGAUGGUCCUGGUCCACGUCGGCUAUCUCGUGCUUCCAGUGUUUGGCUCUGUGCGAAACAGAGGUGCCCCUUUUCAAAGGUCUCAGCAUCCUCACGCUACCUCCUGCCGUCACUUCCACCUGGGCCCCCCGCAGCCGCAGCAGCUGGCGCCCGACUUCCCCCUGGCCCACCCCGUGCAGUCGCAGCCGGGCCUCAGCGCCCACAUGGCCCCGGCCCACCAGCACAGCGGCACCCUGCACCAGUCGCUGACUCCGCUGCCCACCCUGCAGUUCCAGGACGUCACAGGUCCCUCCUUCCUACCUCAGGCCCUGCACCAGCAAUACCUCCUGCAGCAGCAGCUCCUGGAAGCCCAGCACCGCAGGCUCGUCUCGCACCCGAGGCGGAGUCAGGAGCGUGUAUCUGUCCAUCCCCACCGCCUCCACCCCAGCUUCGACUUCGGCCACCAACUCCAGACGCCUCAGCCCAGGUAUUUGGCUGAGGGCACUGACUGGGAUCUCAGUGUGGACGCCGGCUUGAGCCCUGCCCAGUUCCAGGUGCGGCCCAUCCCUCAGCACUAUCAGCAUUACCUAGCAACUCCUCGAAUGCACCACUUUCCCAGAAACUCCUCCUCCACGCAGAUGGUCGUCCAUGAAAUCCGAAACUACCCUUACCCUCAGCUUCACUUCCUUGCUCUCCAGGGACUAAACCCCAGCAGACACACCUCCGCAGUUCGGGAGAGCUAUGAAGAGCUGCUGCAGCUUGAGGACAGGCUGGGAAAUGUGACUCGGGGAGCUGUACAGAACACCAUUGAGAGGUUCACCUUCCCCCACAAAUACAAGAAGCGAAGACCCCAGGAUAGCAAGGGCAAGAAGGAAGAGGGGGAGGAGUCAGACACAGAUGAGAAAUGCACAAUUUGUCUGUCUAUGCUGGAAGAUGGAGAAGAUGUGAGGCGCCUACCCUGUAUGCAUCUUUUCCACCAACUGUGUGUGGACCAGUGGCUCGCCAUGAGCAAGAAAUGUCCCAUCUGCCGAGUGGACAUUGAGACACAACUGGGAGCCGACAGCUGAGGGAGGAAUUAGCCAGUGGACGCCCCAUUUUCCUUCACCAGGUCCUCCCCACGGCCAUAGCCCUUGCAGCCAAACUUUGCCUUCUGAGCCAUUUGAUGUAGAGGAAAAGCCUGCAAGCACAUUUUGUGGAAAGAGGAGUUGGCGGUAUCCGUGUCUGAGGGAAAGGAGGGGUGGGGGGAGGACCCCCCCCAUCCAGAAUGGUGACUGCCCCCAUCCACCUCGCUGCGCGGGAGGGAGCUGGCCGUGCCCGGAGCAGGGGUGGGAAGGGGGGGCCCACGCUGCUGAGAAUCUGGAUGGGAACUGGAAGGUCCUAGCUGACAGGCCCCUCAAUCCUGUCCUUGGAAGGAUUGUAUAUAUACCUCUCGACCACGUAGAAACCAUGUAGGGGUCUCUAGCUAUUUCUGUGGAUGGCAGCCGGAGCAUGUUAGCUUAAGAAAAAUGUCGUGUGUGGUGCUCUAGUCAUCUGUGGUGGACAUGUCGCUGUUACGAAUUCGCACCAAAUAUUUCUCAUUGAGUUCCUUGUUUUGGUGCCUGACUGAACCAACAAACGACAGCCCAAAUCUUCCCGUCUUUAUGAGAAAAAAGGAGAAA